GAAACUGCUGUUGGCAGAGGAGACAAGCAUCCUGAAGGUCAGGCUAGAACCUUUUGAGUGGCCGUGGGCUUCUGAAGGGGAGAAAGAACUAUAUGGGGGUGGGGGGCAGGCUGUGGCAGCACCCACAUUUUCUCAGGAGGCCCCAGUCUGUGUUUGGUGCUGGGUGCAGGUGGGGUUGGCGGAGCUGAAUCUGGGGCUUCUGCUUCCCACUGACCUUGGGGAGGGCAAGCCAGGCCGCCAGUCUGGAUGCAAGCCAAAAUUUGUACAUACAAAUUAGAGACAGAACAUACUGGGGCAGGCCCUAGGCCAGAUCAUCCAUCGAAUCCAUCAACAAGUGUGUGUGGGGUGACCAGGAUGGCGGAGUCGUCCCUUCCAUCCCCCACCAGGAGUCCUUCAUAGGCGGUUCUGUGUCUGGGAUGAGACCUGGUGAGUCUCCUUGCCCCUGUGUGUGGUGAGGGGAAGUGUCUGUGGGGAGCCUCUCCAUGAACCCUUUCCUGCAUUCCACUGAGUAAUCAGACUGAAGGAUCUAUUAAGGUCCUGUUUUGUGAAAGGUUCAAGCUGGCAGGGGUUUGAUUGGAGAAACACUGUGGGACCCAUCCUUUUUCAUGCAGCCACCGCCUCUCUGCCAUGCUCUACCUUGGACACUCCCUCAAUUUGUGUUGGAUAAACAAACACACAAAAUGCAUGUUUACAGAUCAGUAUAUGCAACUGAGGAGGUAGGAAGGGAAGGAGCUAAGGCCACAGGGUGGCUUUCUUCCUGAGGACAUGGCCUGAGGUUGAGGAUCCCAGGUCUGACCGAGAGCUGGCACUGAUGAAUUGCAGGAUAGCUUGUGCUGCCUGGCCUAGGGCAGGACCAAGGUGUGCCUGGCACAGAGCUUGAGUUUGGCUCUGUGCCAGGAAGGCCUACCUUCCCCGAGAGCCGGCCAGCAUGGAGCUGACACCUGGAGUAACUGGUUUCUUGUCCAGGGAGGUAUGGGAGCAAAGGUCUGAUGCCCCGGAUAGGGGCUGCCUGGGGGCUUUCUGCACUGGGCUAGCGGCCCUGGAAGCUUCAGCCGUCUUUGACCAAAGGAAUCUAAGAGUCCAGGGUCUCAACAGGCUGGGCCUAGUGGUCCAGCUGCCUGGCAACCUGCAGGCUGGAAACUCCUCGCCUGCAACGUGUUUGUACUGAGCCCUGGAUGCCGUCAGAGGCACAUGGUGACAGCCACCCCCACAGUGACACACAGAGAGGGAGUGACACACUGCUGGGAAGGCAUAUAGACUUCCCAUGACAACUGCCGGAGAGCUGGGGCAAAACAUGCAACAGCAGAACGACAAAGGGACCUGGUGACACACCCACUCACACAGAUCUGGUCACAACUGGGGGCUCAGACAUUUGCCUGAGGAGGAUCACAGAAGUCUGCCUUGGUGAAGUCCAGAUGCACGAUGAAUGGAAUGGGGAAAUUCUGCAUGGGUUGCAUGAGACCAGAACAAGAGUUGACAAACUUUCUGUAAAGGGCCAAAUAGGAGAUAUUUUAGGCUUUGCUGGCCGUAGACUCUUGUCACAGCUACUUCAUUCUGCUGUUGUAGUGUAAAAGUAACCAUAGAUGACAAAUAAAAAAGUGAGCAUGGCUCUGUUCUGAUAAACUUUAUUAACGGACAUGGAAAUUUGAGUUUCAUGCAAUUUUUGUGUGUCAUGAAAUAUGAGUCUUUUAGGUUUUUUCUGACCAUUUAAAAAUGUAAAAACCAUUCUUGGCUCACUGGCUGCACAGAAAUAGGUGACAGGCUGGGUGUGACAUGCUGGAAGGGUUUGCUAACCCCUGGGCUAUAAGGUUAGAGAAGAGAAGUGGUUUAAGAGGUGGAAGGAGGGAGGGCCUUAGUACUGAGAGCCUGAGCUGCCCUAGGGGGCGUUGGAUGCUUCCCUCCACUCUGCUUGGAGCUCAGAGUGCCCGUCUGCAUAAUGGGUCAGUGCCAGGAGAGGCCCCCCGCCUGGCCUGAGCACCCCACCCCAGGCAGCCUCCGCUGUGUCCGUGUCAUAAAUCUCCCACUCUGAGGACACCUCGGCACAACAUUCAUGGGACGACAUCCCAGCGCUGGGACUGAUCAAACAGAUCCUGAGUCCCCUUUCCCCUUCACCCUCUGUGCCCAGGUCUGUGCCCACCUCCACCAGGAGGGAGACUGCAGGGAGAUCUGGACAUGCCCCUUGUUUCCAGACAGGACAUGAAACUGACAGUGAGCAGCACAAGACCUGAAACAGCCCAGGCAGGAGUGAGGGGCUCUCAUCCAGGAGGAGGGAGAGCCCGCAGACACCUUGGGGCUGACCAGCGGCUGCUCUGACUGGGAGGCAAGCAGUCCUGGCCUGAGCCUCCUGCCAGGCUGAGAAGUGUCAUGGCCAGGAUCGUGCAGGCCUCCCUGGCUGCUCUCCUCCUGCUCCCUAUGGCCACCACCAUGCACUCGAGCUGCAUCCUCAAGAAGGAGCAAGCCAUGUGCCUGGAGAAGAUCCAGAGGGCCAAUGAGCUGAUGGGCUGGAAUGACUCCUUCCCAGGCUGCCCCGGGAUGUGGGACAACAUCACCUGUUGGAAGCCUGCCCACGUGGGUGAGAUGGUCUUCGUCAGCUGCCCUGCUGAACUCUUCCGAAUCUUCAAUCCAGACCAAGUCUGGGAGACGGAAACCAUUGGCGACUUUGAUUUCACUGACACUAACUCCUUGGAUCUCUCAGACACGAGGGUCGUGAGCCGGAACUGCACGGAGGAUGGGUGGUCGGAGCCCUUCCCUCAUUAUUUUGAUGCCUGUGGGUUUGAUGAAUAUGAAUCUGAGGCUGGGGACCAGGAUUAUUACUACCUGUCGGUGAAGGCCUUGUACACAGUUGGCUACAGCACGUCCCUCGUCACCCUCACCACCGCCAUGGUCAUCCUGUGUCGCUUCCGGAAGCUGCACUGCACCCGCAACUUCAUCCACAUGAACCUGUUCGUGUCGUUCAUGCUGAGGGCCAUCUCCGUCUUCAUCAAAGACUGGAUCCUCUACGCGGAGCAGGACAGCAACCAUUGCUUCAUCUCCACCGUGGAAUGCAAGGCUGUCAUGGUUUUCUUCCACUACUGCGUCGUGUCCAACUACUUCUGGCUGUUCAUCGAGGGCCUGUACCUCUUCACCCUGCUGGUGGAGACCUUCUUCCCCGAGAGGCGAUACUUCUACUGGUACACCAUUAUUGGCUGGGGAACCCCGACCGUGUGUGUGUCGGUGUGGGCUGUGCUCAGGCUCUACUUUGAUGACACCGGCUGCUGGGACAUGAAUGACAACACAGCUCUGUGGUGGGUGAUCAAAGGCCCUGUGGUUGGCUCCAUAAUGGUUAACUUUGUGCUCUUCAUCGGCAUCAUCGUCAUCCUUGUGCAGAAACUUCAGUCUCCAGACAUGGGAGGCAAUGAGUCCAGCAUCUACUUAACAAAUUUAAGACUGGGAGUCCCCAAGAAAGCCCAAGAGGACCCCCUGCCUGUGCCCUCAGACCAUCAUUCACUCCCUUUCCUCAGCUGCGUGCAGAAAUGCUACUGCAAGCCACAGCGGGCUCAGCAGCACUCUUGCAAGAUGUCAGAACUGUCCACCAUUACUCUACGGCUAGCCCGGUCCACCCUGCUACUCAUCCCGCUGUUUGGAAUCCACUACACGGUGUUCGCCUUCUCCCCAGAGAAUGUCAGCAAGAGGGAGAGACUCGUGUUUGAGCUGGGGCUGGGCUCCUUCCAGGGCUUUGUGGUGGCUGUGCUCUACUGUUUUCUGAAUGGAGAGGUGCAGGCGGAGAUCAAGCGGAAGUGGCGGAGCUGGAAGGUGAACCGCUACUUCACCAUGGACUUCAAGCACCGACACCCAUCCCUGGCCAGCAGUGGGGUGAACGGGGGCACCCAGCUCUCCAUCCUGAGCAAGAGCAGCUCCCAGAUCCGCAUGUCCAGCCUCCCAGCUGACAACCUGGCCACCUGAGCCCCCCUCCUGCUCCUCUCCUCCAUACACAGGUUGGGGCUGCAGGCGGGCACCAGCCCACGCAUGCUGUGCCUUUUCUCUCCCUUUGGGCAGGCCCUGGGCUGGCAGCUGGGCUCCCCGAGGGGGGAGAAGGGUGCAGGGUGCUGGUCCCACCCACCGUGGGCCCCUGGGCCCUGACCCCAGACGUGUAAAUACUCCUCAAAUUUGGAAAAGUGAUCCCAUCUCUACCCUUUGCCCAGUGUCCCUGCUCACCUGGUGCAGGUCCCCAGCUCUACCCAGCCCUGUCUCCACCAGCCUCAGAGAUUGCCUGACCCUGUGUGUGAGGCCUUGUGAGCUGAGGCUGAUCACCUUGCUUUGGGGGGUUUGGGGUGGCGCCUGCCUGACAGCCCCCUGCAGUGUCUGACUCUCCAUGUGGACUCCUUGAGUCUGCUUGCCACCCUGGGGCCCUUCUCAGGCCCGGCCCAGUCCCUGAGGCCUGCCAGAGGUCCAGCUUGGAUGGCCAUUGUCCUUCAGUGCAGGCCAGACCUGAGGCUCCCUCAUGCUCCCUCAACAUCUUGGUGUCCAGGUGCCCAGCUUCUGGGUGUCAGGGCGCUGGGACAGCUCUGGGGCUCUUCCAGUCAGAGACUUCAGUUUGAGUGUGGGGCUAUGGGUCAGGGAAAGUUCUGGUGCUUUUUAUUUGGCCCAAGAAAAAUGACUAACAGCCAGAAACGUGAAUGCGGUUGGAAAGGAGAUGGGAAGAGUUUGGGAGGUCCCGUGCAAGAAGACCCUCACCAUCCCAAUCAUUUUACCCCUCACUCAAGGUGGGUGGGGUUCAUAUGGGAGCCUUUCUUCUGCCUCUCCGACCCUCAGGCAUCAGCUGCAGAAGGUGAGAGAUGGAUGCCCCAGAGAAACUGCUCCCCAACCAUGCGUACCACAUGGAGCCCCUAACCCUCCUCCUCCCCAUUGCCCUUAAGUCAAAGCCAUGACUCAGAUGAACCAGCCACCUUCCUGUGAUGUCAGUGAAUGCUGAACCACCUUAAACCUCCAUGUGCCCAAGUCCAGGGCCCAGGGCUCGCCCUCACCCCCGAUCCCCAUGGACGAUGAGGAGCCCCAGCCACCAGCUCGUGAAAUCUCUUGAAGACCUCUGCAAAGACUUCCCUCUGUGUGCUCUUGACAUUGAAUCACCAUGGAUGCUAGGGUGUCCUGGGGUGUUGGGAGAGGAAGCCGUGCCCACCAUGCCCGUUAGCAGAAGCCGCUGAUGGGAGCAGUGACUGCACCCCACACCUAUCCUGGCUCCACAGCGCAAGUUGCAGGACCACAAACUCAGAAUUUAAAAUGGGGCAGAGCCAGGUUAGGGAAAGGUGGAGAGAAGUGCUAGAGUGCCAUGGCCCAUGUGUGGGGCCCACUUCAUUCCCUGUCAGCUUUCAGUGUUCCUGUCCAAGUGUUUUUGUAGACUCGUCUCAUGAUCAUGUUCUGGAAUUCCUGGGGAGUUUGGGUCAAGGGGUAGUGUUGCUUUGCUUGGUUUUAUGAAGAGGAAGGGCCUGGGGCGUUUGGGGGAACUGUUUCUGGAGAGGCCUUCCAAGUGGCCGGAGAAGGGCUUAGUUGCUUGGUUCAGAGCCCUGUGUCCUUGGCCACUGAAGCACUGUGGAUCUUGGGUCUUUGGCAAAGCCAGAGGGAGGAAGGGAGCUCUUCCCCAGGGGUGUUUGGUGACUCAGGCUGGCCAUGGCCCUUCCAUCCUGCACCUGGCCUUGUGAUACCCCUUGUCCUGUUUGGGAGCCAUGGGUUACCAAUGUGCUGGGCAACUUGCAUUUUGGACACCGCUGGGGAGCCUGAGUGGCUUGGAAGGAACCAUGGGCUGGGAUUCAGAAAUGUGGAAUCUGCCUUGUCAGGCUCAGACUGCUGACACUGUGUACACAGUGCUCCCUGUUCUGGGCCUCAGUUUCCCCAUUCGUGAGAUGAGGCGACUUGUAAUGCUUCUGUAGGCUCACUCCUUCAGUAAUUCUCCAGUUCAAGAUGAAGGCAGGGAACAGGACAUGCAUUCUUGUUAUGUGGACCAUAUAAGGUUUGGAAGUGCAUAUGUUUGUGCAUGUGAGGAGGGAGGGGGAAUGCUGUUUAUUUUCCCUUUCUUAGAAAUGGGACUUCUGUCUCUUCCAUUUGGACACCAUGGUGGAAGCUGCUGGGCUGGAGGGAAGGAUCAGGCUGGGGACAAUUGGACAGGUGCCUUGGACAUGAGGUGCAGAGCCAGCCAUGUCUCUAGCCAGGACAGGGUGCCAUGACUGGGUGGGCAGUGGCCACGCCCAGAUCCUAGGAACUGUCCCGAGUGCUGUGGGCCCCGCUUCCUCAUUCUCGACCCCACCAGCAGGUCUGCUUCACUGUGAAGAAGAGGCUUUGACUUUAUACAUACAUCAUCACAAAACAGCAAAAACAAAACCAUCCCCCAGCUCCGUGUGCUAUGCUGCCGCCUGAGCCCUGGAUCCGCUGCCUCAUAGAGCUUCCAGGUUCCUGGCGGUUUGUGGGUUUGUUUUUCUCUCUGAACAGAUUAUUGGCAGUCUUGUGAGCAGAUGUAUCCGAUGUGUUCUGAAGGUCCCAGGAGGUUAGGCAGCUGGCCUUCAGGGCCACAGGCAGUGGAGAGAUAGCAGGAGGUCUGGGCAGAACCCUUCCAUCGCUGACCCUUUGUUUUCAAAUCUGUAAAAUGGGCAGUAAGACUAGGUGAAUUGUAUAGCCCAUAGCAUCUCUGGACUUCUCUGUCUAAACACCAGCCAUCUACUGGGAAUGGGCCUCGGGCAAGGAUCGUGGGAUUUGGAGCAGGAAAGGAUAAAUCGUGUCGCGUGAGGAGGGCUCGAGGGCCUUGGGAGUGGUUAGGCUGGAGAGGAGCAGAGCUGUCCGACUCCAUGUCUGUAGGAGAUCGCUACCAGGAAGGGGGUUAUUCUUGUUCUAUGCAAUCCUAAAGGACUGAACUCGCCCGGGGGAGGCUGAGUGCUCCUUGGGAUGAAGAAAUCUCUCAUCCUCUGUCACGACUGUCCCACUAUGGAACAGGCAGUGUCAAGAUAGAGUCUCCAGCCCUGGGGGAAAUGGGACUCAGUGAUGCUGAGGCUGUCAGGGAGCCUGUGAGGGGUCAGAGAUUGGGAUUCAGGCUUUCAGUGGCUUUCUGGUUGUACCCAGCACUACGGGCGUCAUGGCUCUCCAUCAUGCCUGAGGCCAGGCCACAUUCUCUGUCUCAGUGGGCAGCUCUGUGACCCUCCUUGACACCUGCGCUGGUCUGCAGUGAUUCCUUCUCUAACCCGCACCCCUCCCCAAACCGGCUUCUCUGGGGAAUGGGGCCAGGGAGCUGGAGCCGGGACCAAGGCUUGAGUCCAUCAUCACCCACUGAGGGCACUGGCUCACCUCAUUCAUCUGACCGUUUCCCUUCCUGGAAGGAAAGCUGGAAGAGGCUCUCUUUGUAACUCUGAGUACCCUUGACCCCCUCAAGGCCACUCCAAAGUGAAAGCAGUGAGUGCUUUGUCAUCAUAAACUCCUACCUGAGCCCAGUGACCGUGGAACCCUGCUGGAGGACCCUGAGCAGGGACCGGGGGACCUGGGCUUCUCCCAGCUUUGCCGGAUCUACUGCUUGGCCUUGACACCUUCCCCCUUUAUAUUUGGGAGACUCUCCAAGUCCUAGAGCUGGGAGGAGACUUGGAGAGCUCCCCAUUGGGCUGAUGAGAAAACACCCGGAGGUGGGCUUAGCUCGGCGCCUGCACCACGUUGGGAUCCAGUGCGCUUUACAACAUGAAAGAGGAAGUGGGCCCGCCACCAUGUGCCCAGCCCUGCACGUGAGCCAGAAGGAGACCCUCGAUCAAGCUUCCAUACAGAGAACAGACAGCCUGCGUGGGAGAGGGCUCUGGCCACAGAAGUCAUUAGGACUCCAGACUACAGAGGAGCAAUGGAGUGAGUGUAGCCUGGGUGACCUGCGUUCUGGCCUGGGCUUCACCACCUGCUCUCUGCUCCAAGGUGGAGCCUCUCUGGGCCUCUGCUUCCUGAUCUGAGAAGUGGGAGGACGUGAUUUGUGGUCUGCCCCACAGGCCAGGGGUGAGGCUGAAGCGAGAUGCCCUUUUGUGGGAAAGGGCUUUGGAAACUGCCCAGGUGUGGACUCGUUACUGGGGUGGAGGCCCCUGACAGGGACUCUGUGCUGUUUAUCAACUGCUUUGAGCCUUCCUGGGUUAACCUUUGCCCCAUUUGUAAAACCACCAGCACUGGGGGCGAGGGGGAGGCUAGGGGACUCUGAUGGAUGCAGAAUUCCAGGCUUAUCUCCGUCAGCUGAUUUGUUCUUGUGGUUGGGAUGGGGAUACUUCCACAUGGGUGAUGUCUGUUUCCAUGCCACCCCCAUGGGAAUCCUUCAAGGAUCUGGGACAUCCCUCAAGUGGGCCAUGUGGCCAUUCCUUCUCCUUUCCCUGACCUCGAGGUCCUGGGACAUAUCUGUGCUUGGCCGUGUGUGUCUUGUCUUAUGUCUGUCUUCUGUAGCUUUGCGCCUGUGAGGGCUGGAGUGGGGGAGCCCCUGGCAUCCCAGACAUGGCGCCAGGCUCACUUGUGGGAGCCAGGUCCGCCUGGGUUUCAUCUCCCACAAUAAAGAUAAGCCCCACAGACCUCACUGCUCCUGCUGCCCCAUUAAUGCUGUGCUCACAACCUUGUCCGGGGUUUCAAGGAUGUCAAACUGCUGUAGAUGACUCAAUAAAUGUCUUACCAUUUUUC
This is a messenger RNA of Equus caballus (horse), 8646 nucleotides long. The record is from RefSeq and is a predicted model, not a curated record. Lineage: Eukaryota; Metazoa; Chordata; Mammalia; Perissodactyla; Equidae.